CAACAGUUACCUAAUCAGCCAAUUACUUAUAGAAGACCACAAGUAACGCACCAGAUGGAUCCAAACAACCCUUUAUCGGAUCGUGAGAAGGCACUAGAGAGCCAAUAUAUUAAAGAAAAAGAAAAGCAGCUUGCCAAAGCGAGGGCUACUAAAAAGAACGAAGAUAAAGAGCAACAAUCCCAACCAAAAAAUCAGCCCACCAAGUAAAAGCAAAUUGGAAUGCCGAGAAUACCUACCUAUGCUUAGGAUGAGUCUGGAUAAGG
Molecule: messenger RNA, 263 nt
Organism: Annulohypoxylon maeteangense
Lineage: Eukaryota; Fungi; Ascomycota; Sordariomycetes; Xylariales; Hypoxylaceae
Exons: 2
Coding region: 55-207 (50 amino acids)
Source: RefSeq, a predicted model, not a curated record